Linderina pennispora is the source of this 788-nucleotide messenger RNA. Its product is annotated as ribosomal protein L1. Gene Ontology annotation, molecular function: RNA binding; structural constituent of ribosome. Gene Ontology annotation, cellular component: large ribosomal subunit. The transcript has a single exon. NCBI's taxonomy places the organism in Eukaryota, Fungi, Kickxellomycota, Kickxellomycetes, Kickxellales, Kickxellaceae. Gene Ontology annotation, biological process: translation. Bases 81 to 788 code for a protein of 235 amino acids. The record is from RefSeq and is a predicted model, not a curated record.
AAAAAUCUUUUUCAGUUAACGCCUAAUCGCUCCUCAAUUCCACACCUCGCUAUCUUUGACACAAUUCAUCAAAAGCGCCAAUGUCGAGCCUGUCGCGCCUAUCGGUCCCUGUGUCUCGCCUGGCAGCCGUCCGCACCUACGCCACAAAGCGCAAUGUCGCACCGCACCCCAACUCUGUGCCGCUGCAGAAGGCGAUCGCGAUCCUGAAGGCCUACGAGGUGGGCCAGCCCUCACAGACGGUGGAGCUGCACGUGCACUGCGCACCCGAGAAGGGCCAGCCGCCGAUCCGCGGCUCGUGCAUCCUGCCGCGUGCAUUCAAGAGCGACAUCUCCGUGCUUGUGUUUGCUGAGGGCGAGAAGGCAAAGGAGGCGAGGGAGGCCGGGGCCGAUUUUGUUGGUGGCGAGGAGCUGGUGAACAAGGUGCGGGACGGCGAGGUCAAGUUCGACAAGUGCCUUUCCACACCAGGCAUGCUGCCCAAGGUGGCCAAGAUCGCACGUCUGCUGGGUCCCAAGGGCCUGAUGCCAACGGUAAACAAGGGCACAGUGACAAGCGAGGUGGCCGAGGCCAUAAGGUUCUCAAAGAACUCGCAGGACUUCCGUGCCGACAAGAAGCACAUGGUCAAUACGGGCGUGGCCAAGAUCGGGUUCUCGGAAGAGGAGAUCAAGGCUAACAUUGCAACAAUCAUGGAGUCGAUCCGGGCCAACGCCAAGGGCAACAAGACCAAGUUCAUCAGCCGGGUGUAUCUGAGCUCGACUCGCGGUCCAGGCGUCCAGGUGGCGGAUGCCUAA